Molecule: messenger RNA, 1571 nt
Organism: Sesamum indicum (sesame)
Lineage: Eukaryota; Viridiplantae; Streptophyta; Magnoliopsida; Lamiales; Pedaliaceae
Product: GRAS family transcription factor
Source: RefSeq, a predicted model, not a curated record
CUUAAUUAACCACUACGUUUGUUUAUCCUUAGCCAUGGCCAUGGUUAUGGACCUUGAUCACUUUCCAAAUUUUAGUUACGCCACCGCCUCCACGGACGACGGUUGCAAUUGGAAUUACUGGUCUCCCGUCGUCGACUGGGAGGAGCUUUCCGCCGGCCAGGAGGAUUUCCACCACCUCAUUGAUUCUAUGGUGGUCCAGGAUGUUGUGCUAAACCAAUCCCCUAGCCCUAGCAUAUAUCAAGACUACAACAAUUCUUCCCCUGACUACAAUAAUUCGUCCCCCGAGUACAACAUGAUGACUGAUGAUGAAACCAACGGCAGCGACGAUUGCAAGGGCCUGAGGCUCAUCCACCUGCUCAUGGCGGCGGCCGAGGCCCUCACGGGGCCUAACAAGAGCCGGGAAUUGGCUAGGGUGAUAUUGGUUCGGCUCAAGGAGUUGGUCUCGCCAAACGACGGCACCAACAUGGAAAGGCUAGCGGCUUAUUUCACCGACGCCUUGCAAGGUCUGCUAGAUGGCACCGCCUGUGGUGGUAAGAAUGUUCCAGGCGGCGGCUGCGGCCACCAGUACAAGGAGGAGCACCACCAGACGGAGGUUCUAGCGGCGUUUCAGUUGUUGCAAGAUAUGUCUCCUUAUGUGAAAUUUGGACAUUUCACAGCCAAUCAGGCUAUACUAGAAGCUGUGACGCAUGACAGGAGGGUCCAUAUUGUGGACUAUGAUAUCAUGGAGGGGAUUCAAUGGGCCUCACUAAUGCAGGCCUUGGUGUCUAGGAAAGAUGGGCCCCCAACUCCACACCUCCGCAUCACGGCGUUGUCGCGGGGCGGAAGCGGGCGGCGCUCAUUCGGCACCAUCCAAGAGACGGGCCGACGAUUGACUGCCUUCGCAGCUUCUAUAGGCCAGCCGUUUUCGUUUCACCAAUGUAGGUUGGAUUCGGACGAAACAUUUAGGCCAUCCUCUUUGAAAUUGGUUAGAGGGGAAGCUCUUAUAUUUAACUGUAUGUUACACUUGCCACAUUUUAGCUAUCGGGCCCCGGAAUCCAUUGCUUCGUUUUUAUCCGGGUCGAAGACCUUGAACCCGAGACUAAUUACCCUGGUGGAGGAAGAAAUGAGGUCCCCAAGCGAUGAGGGAUUCGUGGGUCGGUUCAUGGACUCGUUGCACCAUUACUCAGCUGUUUAUGACUCGCUGGAAGCCGGGUUCCCGAUGCAGGGUCGGGCAAGAGCAUUAGUGGAGCGGGUUUUCUUGGGGCCCAGAAUAGCCGGGUCGUUAGCCCGUAUAUACCGCGCCUGUGGGGAGGAGGAAUGGUGCUCUUGGGGGCAGUGGUUGAGUGCAGUUGGAUUUCGUCCAGUGAACACGAGUUUUGCCAAUCAUUGUCAAGCCAAAUUGUUAUUGGGACUGUACAAUGACGGGUACAGGGUGGAAGAAUUGAGCUCCAAUAAACUUGUUCUUGGGUGGAAGUCACGGCGCCUACUUUCUGCUUCCAUUUGGACCUCCAAAGAUAGUGAUUUAUGAUUUCAUGUACUCCUUUUUUCCACAACAAUUUGUAUAAAAUUAUUAUUUUAUUUUCUUAAUCCAG